Molecule: messenger RNA, 1572 nt
Organism: Botrytis deweyae
Lineage: Eukaryota; Fungi; Ascomycota; Leotiomycetes; Helotiales; Sclerotiniaceae
Exons: 3
Coding region: 1-1572 (523 amino acids)
Biological process (GO): regulation of transcription by RNA polymerase II
Molecular function (GO): DNA-binding transcription factor activity, RNA polymerase II-specific; RNA polymerase II cis-regulatory region sequence-specific DNA binding
Source: RefSeq, a predicted model, not a curated record
AUGCCGACCUUUUCCAAGAUCGGCAGUAGUCCUGUAGAGGAGAAAUUUUUACCACCAGCCGCCGAUUCAUCAGUACCAGAUAUCACGGUGAAGCCAGUUCAGUUGGAUGUCGGUCGACAACUACCAAAUAUACCUGUACCCCCACAAAACAAUAUUGCCGACUACCUAUCAAAGCGAGCGUUGGCAAAUAAUUCACACGAAGAGGAAGAAAAUCCUUUUGACUCCCAAUUUGGAGGUGGUCCGGUGAAAUCGAAUCUACCUGCCAAAACUCCUGGUGGUACCUUACUACCUUCCAUUCAAGCUUUACAAUCAGCAUCUUCACCUGGUUUUGGCUUGAGUGGAUUAAGGUCUGGCCCACUGAGUCCUAAUAUGCUCACUGGUCCUAAAGAACCUGCCGAAGAUUACUUCUCCGGAGAUCAUAAUUUGAUUGGUGAUGGUCCAAGAGGUUACACUCCCGUCACAUCUGAUUUGAGGGGUAUGCAUUCAAGGGUGUUACCAACUCCAAGCCCUGGUGGAUAUAGUUUUGGAGCUGGAGCUGUUCAAACACCUGGAUUGGCUGAAUUUCAACGAACGGCUAUUCAAGCUGCGAGUCUUGCUGCCCAACAACAGAGAGAUAUGAAUGUUACUUCACAACCUCAACAACACAACGAAGAUAAUCAUAAUGUCAUGAGUAAUUAUCCUGACAAUGAUUCUUUGAAUGCAGCCGCAAGUCUUCAAUUGUUGACUCAAACUUCCGCCUCAUCUCGCGACUCUUCACCACACCACAAUCUCGCAUUGGGUCAAUCGAGGCAACCGCCAUUCUCUGCACAACAACAUAUCUUGAAUCGCAAUCACCAAAUGUUGAAUCAAAAUAUGCAACCUGUUCAAACUAAUGGUCAAGUACCUGGUCGACCAAACAAUCAUUCUUUGACCAAUGGUCAUUCUGGAACGAGAAACAAUUCCAUUCACUCAAAUUCAAUGAGCCCUACAAGUAAUGGUAAUGGUCUCCCUUAUGAUAAUGAUAUGAAUGGUCAAGGUGGUCAAGGAAAGAAGAGAGCAGCCACCAAAAGGAAAGCAAGCACCAACAAAACUCCACCAAAGAACAACAAGAGGACCAAAUCUCAAAAGGGUAGUGAUGAUUCGAAACCAGAAGAAUUCACCAAUGAAGAUCUAGAUAACAUGGAUGACCAACUUGAGUUUGAAGAGGAAGAGAAUAAUAAUAACAACAACAAUGGUAAACCAAAGAAACCAGAAACUGAAGAUGAAAAGCGAAAAAGUUUCCUUGAACGAAACAGGGUUGCUGCUCUUAAAUGUAGACAGCGUAAGAAGCAAUGGUUGAACAACUUACAGAGUAAAGUCGAUUCGUACACCAACGAAAAUGAGACUCUUCAUCAAAAAGUUCAACAAAUGGCUCAUGAAAUUAUGCAACUCAAAACCAUGCUUUUCGCUCACAAGGAUACUCCUAUUGGUAUUCAACAAGGAAUCGCACAAUAUGUCGUUCCUCCUCUCUACGAUGAUAUGCCACCAAUGCAUCAAUCACAAAAUCCAUAUGGUUUAGGUUCAAUGCCUCCAUCUCAAAAUCCUAACAUGUAA